Messenger RNA from Heteronotia binoei (common prickly gecko), 1443 nucleotides. RefSeq names its product Myb/SANT DNA binding domain containing 3 (gene MSANTD3). The coding region runs from base 473 to 1300 and encodes 275 amino acids. NCBI's taxonomy places the organism in Eukaryota, Metazoa, Chordata, Lepidosauria, Squamata, Gekkonidae. The transcript has 3 exons. The record is from RefSeq and is a predicted model, not a curated record.
AGUCGAGGAAAAGAGAGCCUGGGAAAUGGAGGCGCUUUAUUGUUAAGGGCGACGGUUGCCGCUUUGGGCUUUGCAAGCAGCCUCGAGGCUGCGGCGGAUCUGCAGCGCGUUUUUGCAAAGGAGAUCUUUUUGCAAAGGAUUGUUAUUAUUAUUAUCGAUUUCCUUGGCUGCCUCCUUCUCCCUGCGGCUUGGAGGCAAACAACAUGAACGACGACGCGGCGGCGGCUGCUGGGGGCGAUUUGCACCGUGGCUUACGUGCCUGCGUUGGGCAAUCUGCAGCCGCCGGUGCGCAAUCUUCGAUGGGCGGUGGGGCGUCCUUUGUCAGGCUAGAACCUGCGCUGCCCGGGAUCUAAAGCGAGGCGGGGGAAAGCCGGCACAGCCCCGAAGAGGAGGAGGCGGCGGCGGAGAGAUCCGAGAAGGCCCCGAUGCGCGAAAGCCUGGUUCCUCUGGCACCCUGGAGAAGCAACGGAAAAUGCAAAACAGCGAAGUGAUAAAGCCGGCCAAAUACUUCUCCGAAGUGGAGAAGAGCGUGCUGCUUGCGCUGGUUGAGAAAUACAAAUAUGUACUGGAGUGCAAAAAGAGCGACGCCCGGACGAUUGCGCUGAAGCAGCGGACCUGGCAGGCCCUGGCGCAUGAAUACAACUCUCAGCCCAGCGUCUCCCUCCGAGACUUCAAGCAGCUGAAGAAAUGCUGGGAGAACAUCAAGGCGCGGACCAAGAAGAUCAUGUCCCACGAUAGGCGAGAUAAGGUCAAAAGGAGUCUAAGCCCGCUGAUCAGCAAUCACGUCCUAGGGAAGGAGAAGAUCGCCAGCAUGGUGCCGGAGCAAGUGUACUUUUUGCAGAGCCCGCCGGAGGACGAUUCGGAAUACCAGCCGGAGACUUCCAGUCAAGAACCUUUCACCGUGAUCAACAGAGAACUGUGUGACGAAGAUAAGGAGCUGGUGCAUUACCAGGUCUGCGAAGGGACCUCGCAGUCGGAACCCUCUUGCUCAGCUGUCAGACUGACGGGCAACAAAAACUUCCGCAGCAAGGCCGCUCAGGAGAGCGACCUGAAGAAGAUGCACGAGGAGGAACACCACCAGCAGAUGUCCAUCUUGCAGCUGCAGCUGAUCCAGAUGAACGAAGUGCACGUGGCCAAGAUCCAGCAGAUCGAGCGGGAGUGCGAGAUGGCCGAAGAGGAGCACCGGAUCAAGAUGGAAGUGCUCAACAAAAAGAAAAUGUACUGGGAGCGGAAGCUUCAGACAGUGACCAAGGAGUGGCCCGUCUCUUCGUUUAACAGACCCUUCCCAAAUUCACCCUAGAGGAUCUGGUGGCGAUCGGAUGGGAUCCGCGGGGGUUCUUCGCAAAGGGGGUUGGGAUUCGGGGAAGCGGAAUUUGUGUUUGUGGUGUGGACGGCUGUUGGAGUGGCUGUGGACAAAGAGUAAGGAGCAGCUAAACAAAAAAA